GUUGUUAGCACUGCUUCUGCUUGUUUUUAAAGUUUACAAGUGGAGUCGGUUGGCGGCCGAAGACAUGUGUUUUCGCGAAUAACUGCUAAAAUUACCAAUUUUUCACGAUGAUUAGUCUCCAAAAUUAGGUUUUUAACGAUUUAAAGAUGUUCAUGACCAACGAGCUUCCUUCUGAAAUUGCCUUUGAGGUACCAUUGAGAGACACGGACAGCGAUGCUCUGGGCAGUUUUAAGGAACAUAAGGAGAAAAGGAAGUUUGGCGCAUUUGGAAAUGACUUGAAGUUUGCCUACAAAUGGCUGCAAGAGGAUGGACAUUUGAUUGGAUAUGAUUCUGCCACAGGCAUCACCUUUGGGGAGUACACUUUUGGAGGAAAUUUGAAGGAGGAUGCAUCUAUUGAGGCUGUUGUUGAAUUUCAAAAUGACAGCACUCUAGCCUGCUGCGCUGUCACAUACAGGAAUAGAAGUUUGUUGUGCUGUGUGGACCUAAGCCUUUCGAAGGUGAUGCACAGCAUCAAAGUCAAGAAACAUCCCCUGACAACCCUGAAUGUGAUCAUGCACGGCUCAGCAUUUUCCAAGUUUACCCAUAAAUUGCACCCUCUUCUGAGGGCCACCAGCGGGUUGGUUGCUGCUGGCCAGAUUGGAGGAAAAGUCCUACUGAUUGACAUGCAGGCAAAUAAUUCCAACUGGUGGAGACAUGAGGAAUUCAACCCUACAAACUUGAACAUGAUCCCAGCCAAGAAGUGUGACGAUCCCACGAUUGUGCAGAAUGCCAACAGUCAUUCGGCCAAAGGAGAGCAUUUGGCUGUUGUACUGGACUCAAAUUUUGAUUCUUCCGUUGAGGUGACAUGCAUGCAGUUCUGCCAGGAGCCGAUGAUUUUGAUCGUUGGAUUCAGCACUGGGCAUUUUGAUAUUUGGUCCCUCACCUCCAUCAGCAAGCUGUAUUCUGGAGAGCCCACUGGCAGCAGAAUUUCACACAUUAUGAGCAUGUUACCAGAAGAUGAUCCUCGCAAAUGGAUUUACGUGUGGGUUGUCGAGGAUGGGACGGCAGGAGACAGUCUUGUUGGAGACCGAAACAUAGUAGCUUCGGCAUACCUGCAUAGUCUUGUGUUCAAAUCUAGUGAUCAAAGUCCAAGUGAUUACGAGGUAUUGGAUAAAGUCAACUGCAUGUUUCGUGUGCUUUUCGACAAAGUUGGAGAUUCUUACGAAGGUGAUGAGUACACAACCAACUGUGUUUCUGUGUCUCCGAUUAGCAUUGAUAUCAACGACCAAUAUUUGUCGACUUUGAACUGCACUGGUCUUUGCUCGUUUGUUUGGACUGAGUAUGAUGUUCGCACAAAAUCACAUCCAAAAUACUUGUCGGCGAUUUUCGACCUCGGCAGGUGGUACGCUGAGGAGAUGCCCAAGCAAGCAUUCAUAUCAGAUUUGGAAACUGCGUCUUCCUCUUACCUUGCUUACUCGCAGCUAGACAUAGGCAGGAGCUACCUCCUAGAAGCCAAAGUUUGCUCCAGAGGCACCAAGAAGAACAUUUGGCAACUGAAUGAAGAAGUAACCAGCUAUGCGGCAUCCACGUCUUUUUCUAUGCUGAUGAUGACAAGUGAAAACAUAGUCAGGGUAGACUUUCCUGGAAUUCAAAGCUACUUGUUCGACAAGGUUGAUGAAAUGAAACCCUGGGAGUUGAUGGAACCUCACAAUUUGUUUACAAAGUGCCUGGUUGCUGGCCUAAUGCCUGAAGGAAUGUACGAUGCAAAGAAAAUUUAUUCAAAGCUGUUGUAUAAGGUGAAAAUGGUUGAGGCCAUAUAUGAAGUUGCCGUCAACCACAACCUCUUAUCAUUUCUGCGGCGUUGUGCCACCGAGUUCUUCGAUGGAAAGUACGAGAGUGCAGAUCUUUCAACUCAGCACCUUAUUGAAUGGGCAUGGAACAAGGCCAAGGACGUCAAAGUGAAAUCUGAUGAUUUGGUAACUUUGCUCUACUCUGGCCAAGAGUUAACACAGAGUGACAAAAACAGCCACAACCAGUAUGUGAAUGAUCUGCAGACCAUCACAAAACUUUUCACUCACGUCAAGAGGGAGAACCUUUUGCAUUCACCAGAGGCAAUGGAAGGAUUAUCUCUACGCAUCAAAGGACUCAACUUGGUCAACGAAUAUUUGAAUUGCGUCCAAUAUUUCUGCACCUGUCGCCUAUUGCCAGAUUCUGCUGAAAGUGGUCUGAGAAGGCUUGAUCUUCUUAAGAACGAAUACAAUUUGAGGCGGCUCAAAGAUGGUGAGCAUCUGGUUGAUCUGUUGGUGGAAAGAUUUGGAGAUGAACUAAAAGACCUUUGGACCUCCCUUGGUGGAGAUGGGAAAUACCCCCCACCUUCUAUGCACUCCAUACUUUCUGUUCUCUUGCUUGAUGAGCCUCACAUCAGGGACAAGCAUUGCCUCAUGCUCUAUUUCUUAUUUGACAUCACAAAGGCCUCAAGAAUGAAUGAAUCACUCGCAGUAGGCUACAAGGAAAUGAUCUCUUCUUCAGACUGCUCAGAGCAAAUAGUGACCUCGCAAUUCCUGUGGGCAAUUGAUCAUGGAAAUCUCAAUGAUGCUCUAAAAUGUCUUGGAUCGGAAAAAUUGGAUUCGUCGUGGAAUGAAACAGUUUUCGCUCACUUGCAAUCUAAGUGCAGUGCCAAGGAAAUCUAUAAUGUUUACCGAAGCAUUGGCUUCGAAACAGACACCAUGGACAAGAAGAAAUUUGUCACCUCUCUCUUCCUGGAAAAUAACUUGGUGAUUCCAUGUUUUAAAUGGAUUCGUGCCACCAAUGCGGGCGUAUUUGACCCUGAAUGCUAUGCUUUCUUUUUGAAAAGGACACAUCAAGUUGGAGCUCUUGAGAAACUUGUAGCAAAGGAACUCUUACUGAAUCCACAAGAGUUUUCGAUGCUCAGAUAUUACUUGCAAAAACAUAAACUUCAUAAUUUGAUGGCCCAACUUGAGGAAAAGAUUGGAAAAGCAAACUUCGUCCCUUUCCCAGUUGUCAGCAGUAGAAUUUACAAUGACGAGAUAAUGGAUUACAGACAGCCAGAAAUAUUUAUCAGGGAGAGGUGCCAGCCUAUCAAAUCUGACGAGGUUCAGGAGUUUCUCAAAAGCAGCUUUAAAAUCACAAAAUACACCAGCAGUACUCCAACUCAUGCUCAUGUUCUGCAUCAUGUUGCAGGACCAUCAAUAUUGAAGAACUCUGAUUCUCCUGCUGGAAGCCCUCUGCACUUAUCUAGUGUUGUUUCACCCUCUCCCAAGAGACUAAGAUUCCAACUUCCAAAACCAAUUUCAACAUCGAAUCAAGGCGAGUUAUCGGCAAGUAGUACAGAGAGCUCUCCUGUCACUGAGGAUGUUGUGCAAUUUGAGUUCCAGUCGCCUCGAGCUUCAACUCCGAAGUCAACACAUGGAGCUGCAUCAGAAGAGCCAGAACAAGAAUUUGAACGCAAUGAAGUAUUUGAGUUUUCGAAUCCCAGUCCUGUUAUCUACCACCUUUUGGAAAGAACAAACGAGGCAGAGAUCCUUGGUUCUCCUAUUUCAAAGUCUUCGUCGUCCAUAUGUGGCAACGUUUCAUAUAAUGUGAAUGAUUUUGCUGUUGAACUGGAUCCUAAUGAUGCGUCCACUCCAAGGGAAGAAGAGGAGGAAAUUCUUACUGUCGAAACAACUGAAAAGCCCACACCAAAGUUUGGUGCUGUUCUGCUCGAAGAUUCUGUGGACAGUCUGUUUGAAGAGGCUCAUAGUAGUGUCACCAGUGCAUAUGCAACUGAGACUGAGACUUGCACUCCUUUGAUUCAGAGGAUUGCACCUUUUGUUGGCACUACCCAGAAAAGGCAUAAUCUGAACAACAUUGCUACAAACAUAGUCACCAGUACAUAUGUAACUGAGACUGAGACUUGCACUCCUUUGAUUCAGAGGAUUGCACCUUUUGUUGGCACUACCCAGAAAAGGCAUAAUCUGAACAACAUUGCUACAAACAUAUUAGCUGAACCUAUGAAUACAAUGGAAAUUUCUGAAGACGAAGAUGACAAGCCGUUAGAAUGCCAAAUCGAUGAUGACAUAAAGACGUCACCCAUUUCUCCAUUGAACACAUCCAACGACUCUUUUUACUCUGUCAGUGCCGGUCCCCAGUCUCCAAACUCAACCGUUUUGAGUUUCACUUCUUGUCUGGACGAAACAAUAACUGUUGACGAGGAAGAAGGAGAAUACUGCCCCAUCACCAAAAGGAGGCAAUCAACAAUUGGUGAGCGAUCUCUAGUUAUGCCCAGGGAAGUAGAUGAUCUCAACGAGGAAGACCUUUCUCCGAGCAAGUUCUGGCAACCACCUCCUUUGCCACCAAUACCCAAGGCUGAACCGUCCACUAGCAGCUGCGUUGACUUAAGUUCCUUGCCAAAACCCCCACAACGACCGAGCCCUCGCAGACCUUUAAGAAGUUAUUUGAAGCUGGCCGACGAAGGGUCCAAUAUUUCUGGCAUUGAAACUCUCUUGCCUACAACUCCUGAAAAGUCAAUUGAUGCUGGAGCUGCUAAAGUUAGCUUGUCAGCCAUGGAAGUGAAAGAAAGCCCUGAUCAAAUUACUCCAGAGCAAGAAAAAGAGGAUGAUAAGUCAGUUAUGAAGGACGAAAUUGAGGAUCCUGGACCAGGAGAAACUUCAGAACUCACAGAUUUUACUGAAAUUUCGGCACCAGCUGAUAAGCUUGUUGAUUCUGUAUUUUUCCGCACCAUUGAUACUACAUUUGAGAGUGAAAUGAGGGAAUGGGAAUCUGAGCACGAGGCAAAGACAACUGCAAGAAAAAUAUCAACUGUUGAGUUUGACGAGGACGAUUCAGAGGAUGAUGUUACUCUAGACAAGACUGUGAUUUUAUCUUCUGGCGGUAGUGGUGAUUCACCCUUGAAGAGAGGCAGAAUGAGUGUUUCUCCUAAAAAGAGAAUAAGGGAAGAUACAUCUGUCAAAAUUAAGUGUGAAGAAACCACUACUAUAUCUGUGAUAGAGAGUGCCUAUUCUACUACCACUACUACUGAAGUGGUCUCAAAAAGUGAUAUAAACAUAGAGAUUGCAGUAAAAGAACAUCAAGUUUUACCCACUAAAAGUGACGAAUCUUUGCCUUCAAAUGAUGUCAAUAUUGAAAAUCAGUCUCCACUUGUACCAAAAGUAGAAGAAUUUAGUAAUCCAGAGCUAGAAGAAGUAAAUUACAAUUCCGAGCCAAUAGAGGUUGCUGAGGAGGGAGUUAUUGAGAUGAACAUACUAGAGACUGAAACUUCAGAAGCAGUCCAAGAAAAUCAAGAAGAAGACAUAAUACCCCAUGAUAAAGAAAGUGAGCCUAUUAUUACUGAGCCAGAUGAAGCUAUUGACGAACCACUUCAAGAAGGUCAAGUGGAGGAAGUGCAUGAACCUGAAAAAGAGUCUCCUUCCACGCCUAGCCCUGAGAUAGUUGAGGCUGAGACACUGGCUGUUCCCAUGGUAGUCCAGGAAGAGCCACCUGCUGUCCAUGAAGAAAUUCAAGGAGAACCACCUGUCGUUCAUGAAGAAAUUCAGGAAGAACCACCUGCCGUUCUUGAAAUAACCCAGGAAGAGCCAGUUGCUGUUCUUGAAGUAACUCCGGCAGAACCACCUGCCAUUCAAGGAGAACCACCUGUCAUUAAUGAAGAAAUUCGGGAAGAACCGCCUGUCAUUCAGGAAGAACCACCUGAUGUUUUUGAAGUAAUUCAGGAAGAACUAACAACCACAAUCGAAGAAGUUCAGAAAGAGCCACCUGCUGCUCCAGAAGUCUCAGAACCUCCUAAGAGAGAAUUGCGUCGUCGUCAUAACAACCCUUCAUAUUUGGAAGUUCCUGAAGCUCCGAAGAGGAAGAGAACUCCGUCUCCUAUGACUUCCUCAAUAGAAGAGGCAAAGACUCCUGAAAAACCUGAGCCAGCAAAGAAGGCUAAGACCAAACCAACUCCGCGAAGUAAACUUUUGGGUGAAAAGAUUGAAGAGCAGCUAAACAAGUUUGUUGCCACUUCAGAGCAGUCAAAGUCCAAAGUUGUCAGAAAAGCUCAACCAAUUGAAGAAAAACCGGAGAAGCCCCAAAAGGCUGCAACAACUAAUAAAGGAGUGCAUGACAAGCCUCCAGCAGAAGCAAAGCCACCAGUUCAUAGGAAGCAAAAAACAGCCGUGGCUAAAGCUGCUGAAAAACCAGGUCCUAAAUCUGAAAAACUGAGGCGCAUAGCUGUUGCUGGAAGUAAACAGUCUGAAACAGAAGUGAGAAAGGUUGAUUCAAAAUCAAUAAAGGUAGAACCGAGAGAAGUUAUAACAAAGCAUCAGAAAACUGCUAAAGAAGUCGAGGAAACACCUCUCUCCGUGCUUGCUGCAAAGCCAAAAGCUGCCACCAAGAAGACUCAGCCUUCACCAUCUAAAGAGUCAAAAACCAAAGCUGCUAAGGCAAAACUGAAGCAGCCAUCACAAGAAAGUGAGCUGCAAUCUUCUCAAGAAUCUACCAGUUCAAGAAGACCAGUCAGACUCCGCAAGAUUGAAUCUUCAGAGACCUCCUCUCAGGAAUCGCAGAGUCCUACCCGUCAUGGUCGAGGAAGACCUCGCAAGCUAGCCACUGUCACACCUGGACCCAGUGGAGACAUGCCUGCGAUCGAAGAAACGCCAUUGGCUGCAAGGAACCUUCGCCAUCGCUCAAAGUCUGCUGUGAUUGACACGGUACCUGCUACUACCAGACAAUUGCGCACCAGAAGUAGCUCAGUUGUGUCUGACAAGUCAACUUCCAGUCAGGCGUCUACUCAAAGUCGAAAGAGGAAGGUUGAUUCUGAUUCGGACGGAGAGUCUACUACCUCUGAAGCAAGCUUGAGGAGGAGUGGACGAAAUAGGAAGGCUGCUGAGAAGAAACGUGGAAGAAAAGUCUCUAUGAUACCAGAAUAGAAUUUUUUAAAGUAUAGAUCAGUAUGGAUGAAGAUAUUGUUUCCUUGGAUUUUCUAAAAUGUGGAUUUCAUAUUUUCAAGUUAUGAUGCGUACAAUGAGUAAUAAAUUUGUUUUAAAAGACGAGAAUUGUGGAGGAUGAGUAAAUAUUGUCAUAAUAUAUGUAAUUUUAAUUUCCUAUUGAAGAAAAGAAAGGUUGCUUUAAUUUAUAAGAAUUCAAAAUAAAUUUAUAAAUUGUAAUUGAAUAAUCUCCCAUAAUAAAAAGGUUUUAAAUUUAGAAAAAUAAAUAUU
Messenger RNA from Neocloeon triangulifer, 7190 nucleotides. RefSeq names its product protein ELYS-like. The transcript is spliced from 29 exons. Bases 147 to 6902 code for a protein of 2251 amino acids. NCBI's taxonomy places the organism in Eukaryota, Metazoa, Arthropoda, Insecta, Ephemeroptera, Baetidae. The record is from RefSeq and is a predicted model, not a curated record. Gene Ontology annotation, biological process: regulation of DNA-templated transcription. Gene Ontology annotation, molecular function: DNA-binding transcription factor activity.